AUCACUUCGUCAGCGGUACUAUGGUUGAGCUGUCUGAUCUUCAUAAGAUUCUAGAUCAGAUCGCAGACUCGAACGCUCCGGACUCCUCUGUGUCAUGUCUACAAACCGACUUCGUAAGAAUCAUCAAGACUUAUGGCGACAAGGUGUUUGAACAGGUUGAUCCUCAUGUGGUCUUUGAAAAGUUGGCCACCCAGCUCACUUCUCAAGUACCCAAAAUCAGAGCCAACACUUUUCGAUGUUUUACGCUUAGCCUGCCCAAUAUCACUCACGAACAUGUUCAAAAAUUGAAUAUUGACCUAUUUCUCGUUCGGGCGAUUGAUACUGGAGGUGGAAAAGAUGGAAAUGAGGCUUUGGAGGGGGUCGAAGCUCUGAAGUUUAUCUACAACCUUGCUAAGUAUGGGAAACUUCCUAAAGCUAUCUUAUUUUGUUUAUUGUCACUGGUUAGGACGACUACCAAUGAAAACUACAAAAAGUGUGCUACUGCUAUUUUAUCAUGUUAUGCAUUAUCUCAACCAAGCUCCUUCAUAGAAAGUGGAGGUAUUAAAUGUCUCUUGGAAGCCAUUGCUAUGGGAGGGGAGUAUCAGGAAACUGAAGUCCUCUGUCAAGUCUUCAUGUAUCUGUUUAACAAUGUCACCACUAGAAACUUCGUUCAUUUGCGAAAUGAUGUUGGUUUCCUUGUUGCAUCUCUGUCUGACCCCUAUUUCAUCUUGUUCGAGAAGAAGAUGGAGAAUAAGAAGGAAUGUGAUUACGUUGAAGAACGUGAAAUAUGGCUAAAUGGUUGUAAAAAUGCAAUUCUUUCGCUUUGUCGUACUUGGCCCGGUUUGUACACAAUACAGGUGGUCUUUAAGGAGAUGAUGAGCGCACUUACCCGACCAUUUCCUAAAAUCCAGAGGACUGUAGUCAACUGUAUCUACGACAUGCUCAACCUCAAACUACCCUCUAACUUGGAAUCAUUUGAGAAAGCACUCAGUUCCAUCAUCGAUUGGCAACAAAACCCAGAUUGGGUAAUCACAGAAGACUGGGUUGUUGGAGAAGCUGAGGAGAUCUUACCUCCUCACCACAUUGAACGACCAAAUCUAGUCGAGAUAUAUCAUGCCACACUCUUAGCUCUGUUUCUUUCUGUAGAUCCCAAACUUGACUCUGUUACCCAUGUUGCUAUCAAUGGAGAAAAAGAAGAGGCAAUUCUUGCUGCGAUUUUGGUCGGGGAGCUGCUUCACCUGAUCAACAAGUUUGAUCUUAUUUCAGAGCAACACAUAGCCCACAUCCAACCACUGCUAGUUGAAGCAGUUGCUGUUCACAAAGGGUUUGGAGUUGAGAGUUCUCAAUGCAUAACAAAGCUUCUAAAUCAUAGACAACGCCAAGCUCAGGGUCCAUUCACAUUAUUGAGCUAUCAACUUACAUUGAUAAGAGAGAGGGUUUUGAAGUUCAAGAAAGGUUACUACCCUAGCUAUCAGUUCAGACAUCAAGAACGAGAUGAGCACGAGGAGAGACAACACAUCCGGUUUAUUGAAAACACUAAAGUCUUUGCAGAGGAAGAUCCUUUUCAAUGGGACUGGAAAAUAAUUGCUUCUGUGUUGGAGUUAGGAUUCUUCCGAACUCAACAGAUCGAUGAAACUUGUCAAAGAUUUCUAAAGAAAGUAAUGGAGCCUUUUUCCAGCCGGUAUAUCCUGACAAUGGUGCAUUACUACGAUGACACUACUGGUCUUGGUAAUAGUUCCAUCUAUACAGGAGUUGGAGUUACUCUGAUGAACUUGCUUUUAGAGAUUGGUUGUUCAGGGAUCGAGGAAUUGAAGAAUUUAAUUCCAGAAUUUUUGAGUAAUAUGACUGUUGAACUGAAAAAAUCCAAAGUAGGAUCUGGCAUAUUUUCUGCAUCUAGCCUUCGUUCAUCUUUAGUAAGUGAUUAUUUCUUUAUGAUAGGUACACUAUACUCUGAUGUGGAAGGAAAUAAAUAUCUAAAGAACUCGAAUAUCUUCGAAACGUACAUUGAGUUGUUUGAAAAGUCACCUGACAAGGACACAAUAAUGAAGUGUGUUCUGGUCAGUUUGCUGUACGGUAAAGAGAACAUUACUGAUGCUAUCUUUAGCACAAUUCUCCACCGUGGAUCUGUGACUAUCCGCGUAUUUGCUAUCAAAUUCCUCAGGACUCUUAUCAGAACCGGUUAUCAGAACUUUGAAAAGUUCAUCCUACCUAUGCUUGUAAGUCAGCUGUAUGCUUACAACACCUCAGAUGCCGAGGAGAUUGUUGAAGAAGCACUAACUGUUCUAACAGAAGCUUGUCAGGAUCAAGAGUGUUUGGAGCAUUUGUUCAACAUGUUUCCUGCAUUGAUACAUCUCGGCGACAAAGGAUAUGAGCUAGUCCUGAGGUUCCUUUCCAUUCCUAGGGGCUUUCAACAGUUGUCUGAGCUGGGUUUUGUUGACACUGAAAUGGAAAAGUGGAAACGUUAUAAAUGUUUAGAGUAUGUGAGGAAAGUGGAGACGACAUUGCUUGAAGCUCUUACAGGAUUCAAACGUGGUGACCCUACUUUCCGGUCUAACGAAUUAAAGUUUCCGGAGUACUGUUACACUCCAGUUCAUUUAUACGGAGAGCUGUCUCAGUUUGAUACUGGAAUAAAGAGGCUCCAAGAUGAAGGUGUCUUUACUGAGCUUGAUAAAAUGUUGAAGAGCUCGGAUAUUUUAGAUAUUAAAGCAGCUGCCUGGGCGAUUGGUCAUAUUGGUGCAUCAUGUUAUGGUUUUGCUAAAAUUUCACAAUUUGAAUUUGUCGGUAAAAUCUUCAACUUGUCUGAUUCGCACGACAAUCUUAGUGUUAGGGGGACAUGUGUCUAUGUAUUAAACUUGAUAUGUAAAACUGAGAGCGGGUGUGCAGCUAUCGAACAGUUUAAAUUCACUGCCAGUAGAAGGGAUUUUGUUCAUCACUUCAGCAUUUGUCAGCCAAAUAACAAGAAAAUGAACAGCGCAUUCUCACCUGCAGGUCCUGGUCUGCCAGAGAUUGUUGGAAAUCGUCAGAGGAGUUCCACAUUGCAGCCACCUAGACACAAGACACACUCAAAGAACCGAAGUUUAGGGGAAACACAGCUCAACUUUCUUAUCCAAUCUGCUGGUAACCCUCACGCAUUUGACAGUAAAGAAACCCAACCUGGCGAAAAGAUUGGUCUCUGUAUCUCUAAUGAUAUCCAGAAAUUCUUCACUAUAGAGGUCGACUUCAGACGACCUGCUUUCCCUGAACUCAGCGUAGAGAAGCCUGAGGACAAAGACGUGACUCAGCUGCUGAACCUCAUUACAUGUCUCUCAUCAACUCUGCGGGCAAGUGCCUACAGUGCUGAACUUGAAGACCUGGCUAAAACUAAGAAACAGCUAUUUUCAGAUUUUAGAAACUAUAUAACUGUCCACGAGCUGAUGUCUAGAUACAAGUAUAGGCAGGGUGCUCGGAGGUUCAUACAUAAACUAUUCGAUACUGCUGUUAAAUCAUCAUCAGCAGGCUUCAUGAUCAAGUCACCCUCCUUAACUUCCAUCGGCAGCACAACAAGUGCAGCAUUGUCCUAGCAUCCUCUCAAUUAACACUUUAAAUGCUUUUUUGAUUUUAUUUUUGAUUGAUGUUUGACUUAAUGGGAUAAUAUUUCAACUGUUUUAUAAGUUUUUACAUCAAACUCUUAUUUUAGGUGUGUGGUUAUUUGAAGCAGGUUUAUUAACUUUAUAGUGGAUCUUUCGAUACAUUUAUGGUAGAAGGAAGCGUACGUCAACUGCAGUGACUGCGGCAACUGUAGACCAUAUUUUAAGGAUCUUAAUGGUUUCAAAAAUGACUAAUUCUAAUUAAUGAAACAGUAAGUUAUGCCCAGCCGCCCCGCCCCGUAUAGUACUUCAGUUUUAUUAUUGAUUUUAUUUGAUUUGAUUUACUUCUUUGUGUGAAUGAUAUAUUUUGUUUUAUUAUGCUUUGUUAAAUUUGUGUACCGAUUCCUACA
Messenger RNA from Bolinopsis microptera, 3955 nucleotides. Its product is annotated as rapamycin-insensitive companion of mTOR-like. Gene Ontology annotation, biological process: positive regulation of phosphatidylinositol 3-kinase/protein kinase B signal transduction; TORC2 signaling. The record is from RefSeq and is a predicted model, not a curated record. The transcript has a single exon. The coding region runs from base 21 to 3539 and encodes 1172 amino acids. Gene Ontology annotation, molecular function: protein serine/threonine kinase activator activity. Gene Ontology annotation, cellular component: TORC2 complex. NCBI's taxonomy places the organism in Eukaryota, Metazoa, Ctenophora, Tentaculata, Lobata, Bolinopsidae.